GUCGCACCUUCCGACUCCGGCAGCGACCCAGGCGGCCGCCGUCCGAGCGUUCGCCCACUUCCAGCGCGCGAAGUUCCACCAGCGUUGCCCGCCGAGCUUGACCUUGGAUCCAUAGUUCUCGGGUUGGACGGCCGCACGCGGGACACACCGACUUCGAGCUUCUUCUCUGUCUCCUAAGCAGACGGCGCUGCUGAGAGCGCAGGUGGCGCCCUCCUGCUUCCCGCUCUCCCCAUGCACCUGCCCGGCUGCGCCCCCGCCAUGGCCGACGGCAGCUUCUCCAUCGCCGGCCACCUGCUCCGCAGCCCGGGCGGGAGUACCUCGCGGCUGCACAGCAUCGAGGCCAUCCUGGGAUUUACCAAGGACGACGGGAUCCUCGGCUCCUUCCCGACGGAGCCGGGCGCCCGGGCCGCCAAGGAGCGCGACAGGAGACCUGGGGCGCGGGCCGCUUGUCCUAAGGCUGCCGGGGUAGGCGCAGAGCCCUCCCCGCCGCCCGCCCCGGCUCCAGCUCCUGAGUACGAAGCCCCUCGCUCCUACUGCCCCAAGGAGACAGGGGAGGCGCGGCCAACCCCGGGGCUGCCGGUCGGGCCCACUGCCGGGGACGCUACGCUGUCCGAGGAGGAGCCGCCCAAAAAGAAGCACCGGCGGAACCGCACGACCUUCACCACGUACCAGCUGCACGAGCUGGAACGUGCCUUCGAGAAGUCCCACUACCCCGACGUGUACAGCCGGGAGGAGCUGGCGGGCAAGGUCAACCUACCCGAGGUUCGGGUCCAGGUGUGGUUCCAGAACCGACGGGCCAAGUGGCGACGGCAGGAGAAGCUGGAGGUGUCUUCCAUGAAGCUGCAGGACUCGCCCCUCCUCUCCUUCAGCCGCUCCCCGCCCUCCGCGGCUCUGGCCCCGCUCGGGGCGGGCCCGGGCGGCGGCGGGGGACCGGCGGGGGGCGCCCUGCCCCUGGAGUCGUGGCUUGGGCCAUCGCUGCCGGGCGGCGGCGCCACUGCGCUGCAGAGCCUGCCCGGCUUCGGGCCGCCUGCCCAGAGCCUGCCCGCCAGCUACACGCCGCCGCCCUUCCUGAACUCGCCUCCUCUGGGCCCCGGCCUGCAGCCUCUUGCGCCGCCGCCGCCUCCCGCCUACCCCUGCGGGCCGGGCUUCGGGGACAAGUUCCCGCUGGAUGAGGCGGACCCGCGCAACAGCAGCAUCGCGGCGCUGCGCCUGAAGGCCAAGGAGCACAUCCAGGCCAUCGGGAAGCCGUGGCAGACCCUCUAGGGGCACCGGGGACCAAAUCCGGGCAGACAAUCUUCCAGGGAGCCGACCCCGAGCCGCAGGCGGGCGUCCCCUCUCCCUGGGUGCCCCGACUCGGCCUCACUUGCCCUGUGCCGCCGGAAGCUGCGGCCAGGCUUGGGCCUUGGGUGCGCGUCUGCUUCUGACUCACGGGGACGACUGACCCUGGGGUCUGCCGAGGCCCCUUGGCCACCCCAAACCCCCAAGGACCCCCAGCACUGCUGGUGGGGGGGGUGCGGAGCAGCAGCCCGGCCCCUCCAGCCACGUUCCUCCCACCCCGGGGGGGCGCUGGAGCCUCCAGGUUCAAUGCGCCCAACGCGCGGGGCCUUCUCGGGCUCUCCCGAGAGGGUGUCGUGGCAACGCCAGAUAACAAAUGGAAGGAAGGGGAGGCGGGGAAAUAGAGUUUGAAGAACUGUUUGUAUACGUAGUUUUAA
Molecule: messenger RNA, 1712 nt
Organism: Artibeus jamaicensis (Jamaican fruit-eating bat)
Lineage: Eukaryota; Metazoa; Chordata; Mammalia; Chiroptera; Phyllostomidae
Gene: RAX
Product: retina and anterior neural fold homeobox
Exons: 3
Coding region: 232-1263 (343 amino acids)
Biological process (GO): positive regulation of transcription by RNA polymerase II
Molecular function (GO): DNA-binding transcription factor activity, RNA polymerase II-specific; RNA polymerase II cis-regulatory region sequence-specific DNA binding
Source: RefSeq, a predicted model, not a curated record